This is a messenger RNA of Periophthalmus magnuspinnatus, 5053 nucleotides long. It is a transcript of the gene muc15, whose product is annotated as mucin 15, cell surface associated. The record is from RefSeq and is a predicted model, not a curated record. The transcript is spliced from 4 exons. The coding region runs from base 86 to 1162 and encodes 358 amino acids. NCBI's taxonomy places the organism in Eukaryota, Metazoa, Chordata, Actinopteri, Gobiiformes, Gobiidae.
GGCCUUAGAACUCAUUCUCUCUCACAGGUAACAGCUUACAUCCCAAACGCACCUGUUCAACUCGAAGAUUUUGCCCUCAUCCCAAAUGGAGCUGUUUUUGAAAAUCACCCCCACACUUCUUCUCCUGGUCUUCACCUUCCACCCAGUGCUCGUCCAGGAACUCGCAGAGACCACAAUCACUCCACGGCGGACCAUGCCACAGUCCUGGCUCCGAGAAAAGGUUCCCUUAAAGAACCUUGACCCCAAUCCUCCGGUGAAUGACUGGCCCACAAGCGGUGAACAGACACCAGAAGAAAGUGGUGUGGAAUCGGGCAACGACAUGAGUGGAGGGACUCCUUCUGGAUCUAUGUACAUCAUGGAGCCAGAAAAUAUGAAUGAUACUAUGGAAUACACAACCCAACCUCCGACUCUUUUAAAUGAGACUAACUUGGCACAGGAAAAUCAAGACACCAAUGUUUCAACAACUACGGAAUUGCCUACCACCAAUGAGCACAUCACCACUGUUAAUAUGGAUAACUCCACAGCAGUUCCAGAAAUUGUUGACGUAGUUCCACAAAAUUCAACAAUUAAUUCAAACGGCACGGAUGUACAAACCACCACUUCAGCUCCAGAGAAAAACGACACAACCACAACGGAUUCCGGCGUACAGUUUAGCAAUGACACGGAAUAUGACGCAACAACAACCAUAGGAGUACCGCAGUCCACCACGCAGGAGCCCAUCUGGCAGGAGUCUACCACAGCUACGCCAAUUGCAACCAUCCCACCUGAGGAAACCACCACAACCGUUCUGCAGACCACCACUUCUGCUCCUGUCACACCGGACCGCUCCAACCUCUCGGACAAGGGGGCAGCAGAAUUCGGCGAGACUGCAGAAAGAGGGUUUGCGUCAGAGUCAGAGAAACGGAGGAGGAAGAGUGCAUGGGGAGCCGUGUUGGGGACCUUUGUUGCCAUAGCGGUGGUGGGCCUGGUGGCCUAUGUCAUCUUGAAGAAGAAGCACCACAAGGCCUUCUCACACCGCAAACUGGAGGAGGAGUUCCCCUCAGACCCAGUCCUGCGUCUGGACAAUAUCGAGCCUCUGGACCUAAACAUCGGCAGAGCGGCCUACUUCAACCCAGCCCUCCAGGCGGACAACAUCCAGAUGAGCUCCUUCCCCAAACACUAAACUCCUCACUGAGCACCCUAUACCCCAGCACCCAAGAACUGCAAACUCUCUCCACGUGCCCUAUACCCUAGCUCCCAAGAACUGAAUCCUUUCACCUUGGAAGCCUAAACCCCAGCAUUCAAGAACUGAAACCUUUCACCAAGGCACUUUCUACCCUACCACCCAAGACCUAAACCAUCUCACCCUGGCAGAGCACCCAAACACCCAAGAACUGUACCUUUACCCCAGGCACCCUACACCCUAUCGCUCAAGAACUGCACUCUUUCUUUAGGCUUCCUACACCCCAGCACCCAGGCACUUUACAUUCUACCACCCAAGACUUGCACCUUUUAACCGCAGCACCCUACACCCUAGUGUCCAAGACCUGAACCCUCCAGCCUGGAAACUACGCCCUAGCACCUUAGACCCUCACACAGGCAUCCUAAACCACAGAACUCAAAAAAUGACCCCUCUCAGCCAGGCACCCUGAACCCUUGCUCCCAAAAACUGCAACCUGCACCCUAACACCCAAGAACUGAAUCCUGUCACCCUUUACCCAGCCCUUUGCACCCUUUGGACAAACCCUGCUAGUGCUUCCCAUCUUUGGAACCGGCAUGGAGCGCAUCCAAAGGUGUGGACAUGAACUGCUGAAUGUUAUGAAUGGAAAACCAUAAAUGACUAGAAGAUAAAAUGAUAUUAAAUAUACACUGCAAAAAGGGAAUAUAUGAUGUAGUUAAAACACCCAGGGCUGGACUGGCAAGCUGGAGCAUCGGGAGUUUUCACGGUGGGUUAAGGGACUUUUUGGGACGGUCACUGUCAGACUUGUGCCCAACACUAUGCACAGUCCUGAUGUAACACUUAAGUGGUCUUAUUCAGCUUUCUCUGGCCUUAUACAUUCUACCGUGAGUUCACCAAGGCCCCACGCACAUGUGGCCAUACACACAUGUGGCCCUGGCUCAGCCCUUUGUCACCCGGGUCGCUCUCAGACUUACUGCUGGUAGUGAGCCUGUUCAUUGAAAUUACGCUGAAGUCCAGACAUUUUGUGAACACUAAGAAUUUUCCAAGCCCAUUCUUCAUUCUUCAACGCAGUUUUUAUUUUCCAUCGCUAGACCUCUAUUUUUAGAUAAUUGAAAAAAUACGCUAAUUUUCAUGUGGCACAAUCAAAGUGUUUACUGCAGAGGAGCGCAGCAUGUUUCUUACGUGAUUUCAGCAAAGAAGCAAAAGCUGUUAUGUGUGUGUGAAGCCUGUGGUGUUUAGGGGCCCCCUCAGAAAACCUGCUGUCACUGCUGUGCUCAGACUGUGACUCUGCACCGUGAGCUUACAGGGGCACUCUGGGCACUGUGGGUCCUGCAGGGGGACUUGUUAAACUUAUUUACUUUAUAUAGUUGUAGUUAAUUGAUUUCAUUUCUGCCAGCAACAAUACAUAUCAUGGAGAAUCUAAAAAUCUAUUUUGAAUCAAGUCUCCCCAGUUAUAACCAAAUUAUGCAUUAAUAUAAACUUUUUCUGAAUCGCUGCGAUCAGGGGGCUGGUCCAGAUCACAAACCCCAGGGGCCAGUUUCUUCUCCCAGUCCAGCCCUGUUCACACCUUCUGAAUAGGUCUGAUGAUGUGAGUUGUUUUAAAAAGAGGAUAUUAUGCAAAAUUGACUUUUUGGAGCUUUAUACCACGUUGUUCCUUGUAUGUUCUAUAUGUCAUCCAUGCAUGUUUGUGUAAGUUAGCGAUCUUAUCUGGGUACGAUUUGAAAUAGUAAGAUUCUGUCCAGUGUACAACUUACAAUCCUACAUCAUCUAUUCUCCUGCACGGCAAUUUUCCAUAAAUAUACAAAAGCACGAUACGAAACAAUACUCUACAACUUCACAAACCUGAUGUGAUGUACAGUAGUUUCAUUAGCGAAAUCCAUGUUGAUUGUAAUGUGAUAGCGGUCUGAAGGAGGAGUGACAAAAACUAUGAUGUUCUAAAUAUGUAAUGUGUUUGCAAUUAAUAGCUCAUAGAAGUAUAAUAACCCCUCUUUAAAGUAUUUAUUUACGGUUAAUAAUCAAAAUGAUCACAUGGUUCAUUUUUUAUCUGAUUCCAAACUACAUUUGACCUGCUUUGUUAUAAUAAUUCAGACUCAAUAAUUUAAGUAAAACAUAUGUGUAAAUAAUUCCAAACUUAUAAAAACAAAACUCAAAUCAAGAUUAUUAUUAUCACAAUAUAUUACAUCACAUGAAAUUUUAACGAAGUCGAGACAUCGCUUGUUUUGCAGUGUGAGAAAUGUAUUUGAUCAGCCAAAAUGAAACGUCAGCCAUUUGAGUGUCUUGCCAAAGUGUCUUUACUAAUGAAGCUUUGUUCAAUUUACUGUUUUGUCCCUCUUACGGAAUUCAAUUCAUAAAAUGUCACAUUAAGGGAAGGUUGAUAAAAGGAACAUUUUAAUUUAAUUGUAAUUUAAUAUUUUGUAUUUUUAUAUUUUUUGGCUCUCAAUUAGAAGUAAAGUAUAGUUAAAGAGAUUGAAAAGAGGUAAUUACAGAGAUUUUAUCCAUUUUAUCUGCUUGUAUCCACUGCUUAAUUGCUUUCCUUGGAAUAUUAUACAGUAUGGCAUUAAACAUGUCUAGCUCCAUGGAGACAGGCCAAGUCACAGUAAGGAUGCAUAUUUUGGAAGGUAUUUUAGUAACAAUGGAAACACCCAUAAUAAGAAACAUGUAAUAGAUAUGUUUAAAGCCAUUGUGCGCAAUAACAUCUCCAUGGAGACAUAGGCAAGAAUAUGGGGACAAGCAGUUUACAUAGCACAGCUUUAAUGACGUGAACACAACCUAUUUAUUUAACGUCUUUGCACAGCAUCAGUUCUGCUCUGGAUGCAAGUUUUCAUUGAGAAUAAUCAUGCCCCUCGGUGAAGCAGAACAGAGCAAUAGGAAUGAACAAGCAGCUGCAGCCAUAGCCACAAUGAAGAGUUUGAUUCCACAUUGGCUCUAACACAAGGCAAAGGAGAAUCAAGUCAAAUUCUGCUCCUGGUGAAUGGAAGCCCAGUUCAUUUUUUACAGCACAGAGAAAGAUGAGGCUGUUUUGUUAUUCAUAGAAAGCGGAUUUUGUAUUCAGUGAGAUUGUUUUGUACAGCAUCCUAGCAUAAACAAGAGAAUGAACCAGAUCCAUGAGCUUUUCAAAAAUGUUUGUUGUUUUUAAAAAGUUGGAAUUGAAAGUUGGGGUUGACUUUGACAAAAGAUAAAAGAGUUUGAGGAUCAAUGAGGUGGGAGUGAAUAUGUAGCAGAUAUGUUCCCCUCCACUAUUAAGAUUUGCCUUUUUUAAUUAGAUUUUUUAUUUAUAUAUCUUUUUAUUUUGGCAGUCAGGUGAGGGGAGAGGGGAGAGGGGAGAGGGGAGAGGGGAGAGGGGAGAGGGGAGAGGGGAGGGGCCAGGUGACAGCUACUGGUAAAAUGAAAUGCUCUUAAAGAUGGUAGUUUUAAAGUUUUAGUUUUGUCCUGGUUUGGUCCAUAAAUCAUUACAGAUUUGAUUAUAAAUGGUAUUUGGUUUUGUUGCUGUAAUUUAAAAAAAAUAAAAAUCCUUAUGCUCAUUAUAAUCAUUAAUAUUCUAUACUUUAUUUUCUAAAAAACAGAGGGAAAAGUAUGUGAAAGAAUCUUUUUUGAGCAUUUCUGAAAAGGUAAAAUUAACAAUAACAUUCUUAUAUUCUUCCCUGGCCAAGUCUAUACAUAAUUUAUACCUGACAAAGUUCGGAUUUACCAUUUCAUUUGAAGAUUUUGGGGAAUUUAUUUGGGCUUCUUCUUUAGACUGUAAAUGUGGAGGUUGACUUAAGGUUGACAGAGGGACUUAAUAUUUUUGUACAUACAUGUUAUACUGUAUAGUCAGAAUGAUAAAGUAUAUGCUAAUGAGAACAAAGUACUUUAUAUGAUAGUUACUGUACAAUAAAAUGCUUUGUAGAAAAUGUG